CUGAAAAGCUCGUCCACAAUGAGCUUGCAAGAGAGAAAUUAUUGACGCAUCCGUGUCUUUCUAAAUACAUACAGCGGUAAAACUACGUUCGCCCCUUUCGGUUUAUCGGCCCCUUUCCUUGGCGGCAGACGUAGUUAUGUCUUUCAGGGCCAGAAAGCGCGUACCAGACUCUGAGAGUGAUUUCGUCGACGGCUAUCGGUCAUCAAAAAGGACAAGGGGAGAUGUCUCGAAGGAAAACACAGACUCUCGUCAUUCUGAUUCAGUUGCUGGCCAGGGGAAGCUUGACUCGAAUGGAGACCUUUAUUGGGAAAUCUCCAAAGCACGCCGUGUGACCAUCUCAUCUUUCCGUGGAAAGACCUUGGUCAAUAUAAGGGAAUAUUACGAGAAGGAUGGCCACGAGCUCCCUGGGAAGAAGGGGAUCUCUUUGCCAAUUGAUCAGUUUUCCUCUCUUGUGAGCUUACUACCUCAUAUUGAAACCACUCUUCAGGAUAAAGGAGAAUCAAUCCCCCGGCCACAGUAUGAUAGUGAUAGUAAAAUCAACAGUGAGAAUAAAGAGGCCGGUGAUGACUCCGUUGAUGUUUCGGAUGAGGAUACGCGCCGGAAUAUCGAAGCGACAAGUGAGGACGAUAGCGAGUAGGCUUGCCCACUAAAGGGGCUAGAACUACCUUGAGGCAGACGGUCUGGUUUAUUCAACAACGCCAUCGCUGCUUAUCUAUCCCUGGGUUCCACUGGCGCUGCAUUAUAAUGGGAAUGAAUGGAUCGGUUGGAUUUAUUAUGAGCAGGUAUGCAAGGCGUCGAAUAUGCCAUGAAACUCGCUCCAAACCACGAGAGUACGUAUACAAGGUUUUUAAAUCGCUUCCCAAAUGUCCUGUAGCUUUCAAGUAUAUCCAGCUAGUCCCUCUGAUUUCCAGUUGAAAUUCUACCAGAAGUCUAGUACAAAAUGUCAUUUAACACCUUAUCGC
Molecule: messenger RNA, 962 nt
Organism: Aspergillus welwitschiae
Lineage: Eukaryota; Fungi; Ascomycota; Eurotiomycetes; Eurotiales; Aspergillaceae
Product: transcriptional coactivator p15/PC4 family protein
Exons: 2
Coding region: 137-637 (166 amino acids)
Biological process (GO): positive regulation of transcription initiation by RNA polymerase II
Molecular function (GO): transcription coactivator activity; DNA binding
Source: RefSeq, a predicted model, not a curated record